AUGCUGCAAGGACAGUGCAUGGACUGGGAUGAGUUGCCAGCAGAAAACGAUGAAGGAUGCGUUGAGUACAAGUGGCGCCUCGGCCCGGAGCACAGCCACAGGCGGGUUGAUCGACUCGCGACACAAAUGAAAUUUCGGCUGGCAGAGGGCAGCGGCAGAGCCUUCUACUUGCUGGGUGUCCGUGACUCCGGCUUCGCCGAGGGCCUGUCAGCCAGAGAGCACUCGGAAGCGGUAAGUGUACUCAUGGCGGCUGCUGGUGCAGCUGACUGCAUCCUGCUUCUGGAGGCCCUGGGCUGUUCCACAAGAUCGAAGAAGGGCAGGCGUUGCUCAGUGUGGCGGCUGGAGCAGAGGCACGCAGCAGUAAGGAAGCUGUCAAAACAGCUGCACCUAUGCGGGUCGCUUGCCGUUGCGCCCUCAAUUUCUCACUUUACUUCCUCUUCGACCUAUUUGCUCACAAGUCAAUUCGAGGACUCCCUGCCACAUGGAAGAUGUCGGAUGGAAGUCGAGGCACCGGUUUCCCAGGCUGGACCAAGGAAAUCGAAGACAUACAUGGAUGCCUUCAACUUACUAACCCGCACGGCUCUGCACAGCGUGCCGAGGACUUGUGCGAGCUGCUUGCCUUUCGGAGUGGCCAGAGGAUUGCCCCCAGUCAGAGGUCGUCACAUGCUUGCGACAUGUUCCGCAAGAGUGCUUGCUGGCGCAGGACACAAUGAGCUCCAAAUGUCGUGGCGAGGUAAUGGAAGGCAAGUCUCCCGCGUCGUCGCGCAAUGUUGUCGAUACAAAGUUUACUUUCACUCUAGGUGUGGGAGCCCUCAAACACUUGAUCUCAAAGCUGCAAACCAAACCAUGACUUGGGGGCCUCCAUGGUCUCCAGCUCUUUAUGUUGUCCUCCGAAGGUGCUCAUACGGGCCCCAACCUCCACCCAGUAAAAUUUCAUGA
Molecule: messenger RNA, 939 nt
Organism: Symbiodinium natans
Lineage: Eukaryota; Dinophyceae; Suessiales; Symbiodiniaceae
Source: the annotation of a GenBank genome assembly